GGCCACCGGGUAGAAAUACCCGCGCCCACCCGAAAAAUUCCCCAGCUCACCUCCUCCUCACUACCACCACCACCACCACCACCUGCUUCCUCCGCGGCUGCGUGCGCCGCCUCCCCAACCCUUCGUCCUCCCCGCCGGCCGCCGCUGAGAUCCGACGCGCCGGAGCGGAGCUCGCUGAGAUUUUGUUCCUGCUGGAUUUCUGAAAUUUUACUGGAGGACUAGAGAUAUCAAGACACCAACAACAAACUAGUACAAAGUUUUCCUUCCAGUUAAUCUGUUCCUGGAUCUCCUUGCCAUACGCGAAGCAGUGGAUACUAUGCAGUAAUUGGUUAGGAGGUCUUUACUGAACCAUAAUGGCUGAUACUCCAACUUCCCGAAUGAUUCAUCCCUUCAGCAAUAUACCGAGCCAAAACCUGAAGCAGUUCCAGUAUUCUGAUAAUCCACAGCACCCUUGCCACCCUUAUAGGGCACCUUCAGACACCCACGUUGUGCCACAUCAUUAUGGCCUAAAGUCACAUUCACCGGAUGCUGGUUAUGAAAGCCAGGCUACUCCUAACAAGUACACAUUGGACUCCUCUGAAGGUGCUGGUUGUAUGAGACAUGAUUCUCCUUCCAGUCAAAGUUUCACAACCAGAAGUGGUAGCCCUCUAUCUCAGGAAGACAGCCACUCUGACUCGACUGAUGGAUCUCCUGUAGGCGCCUCCUGUGUCACUGAGGAUCCUAAUGAUCUGAAGCAAAAACUGAAGGAUCUCGAGGCCGUUAUGCUUGGGCCAGACUCGGAAAUAGUCAACAGCCUUGAGAAUUCGGUGGCAAACCAACUUUCCUUGGAGCCGGAGAAGUGGGUGCGCAUGAUGGGCAUUCCUAGAGGCAACUUGAAAGAGCUACUGAUUGCCUGUGCUAGAGCUGUGGAAGAGAAGAAUAGCUUUGCUAUUGAUAUGAUGAUUCCAGAGCUGAGAAAAAUAGUUUCGGUAUCUGGUGAGCCACUUGAGAGGUUGGGAGCCUACAUGGUAGAAGGGCUUGUUGCCAGGCUUGCCUCCUCUGGCAUUUCAAUCUACAAAGCUUUGAAAUGCAAGGAACCAAAGAGCUCUGACCUUCUGUCUUACAUGCACUUCCUGUAUGAGGCCUGUCCCUACUUCAAGUUUGGGUAUAUGUCGGCAAAUGGUGCUAUUGCAGAGGCUGUCAAGGGAGAAGACAGGAUUCAUAUCAUCGACUUCCAUAUCUCUCAAGGGGCUCAGUGGAUCUCUCUCCUUCAGGCCCUUGCAGCCAGGCCUGGUGGACCACCAACUGUAAGGAUCACUGGUAUUGAUGACUCAGUGUCAGCUUACGCACGAGGCGGCGGGCUAGAGCUGGUCGGAAGGAGGCUGUCGCACAUCGCCAGCCUGUGCAAGGUGCCCUUUGAAUUCCACCCACUUGCUAUCUCCGGCAGCAAGGUGGAGGCAGCACAUCUCGGAGUCAUCCCCGGGGAAGCCCUCGCCGUGAACUUCACCCUGGAGCUGCACCACAUUCCAGACGAGUCGGUGAGCACGGCGAACCACCGUGACCGCCUCCUAAGGAUGGUGAAGAGCCUGUCGCCGAAGGUACUCACCCUGGUGGAGAUGGAGUCCAACACGAACACGGCGCCAUUCCCGCAGAGGUUCGCGGAGACGCUGGACUACUACACCGCCAUCUUCGAGUCCAUCGACCUGACGCUGCCGAGGGACGACAGGGAGAGGAUCAACAUGGAGCAGCACUGCCUCGCGAGGGAGAUCGUCAACCUCAUCGCGUGCGAGGGGGAGGAGAGGGCGGAGCGGUACGAGCCCUUCGGCAAGUGGAAGGCGCGCCUCACCAUGGCCGGGUUCAGGCCGUCGCCGCUCAGCUCGCUGGUGAACGCCACCAUCAGGACGCUGCUGCAGAGCUACUCGGACAACUACAAGCUCGCCGAGAGGGAUGGGGCGCUCUACCUCGGGUGGAAGAGCAGGCCCCUGGUGGUCUCGUCGGCGUGGCACUAGCGUUGUGACUUUGUGAGGUGAUCUGACGACGAACUUCCCUUGUAACCAUCUUGGCUGGGGGCUUUAGAAAGCUAUAGUGAUCAUGGACUGGUAAGGGUAGCUGUAACAAUGGUGUUGUAAUGGUAAGGUAGCGGCUAGGGUCAAACUCGAAAAUGGGCAAAAUGCUGAUGAGGUGUAGAAGUGUAGUACAUGUUUGAGAGUAUAUGUUUCAGUUUUUCUUUUAAAUGUCUUGUAGUAAUGUUGUGGCACACUAAUGUCUAUGAUCAGAAUUAUCAUCCACUAUAAGCUAAAAUA
Messenger RNA from Oryza sativa Japonica Group (Japanese rice), 2282 nucleotides. The record is from RefSeq and is a predicted model, not a curated record. Lineage: Eukaryota; Viridiplantae; Streptophyta; Magnoliopsida; Poales; Poaceae.